Molecule: messenger RNA, 1239 nt
Organism: Penicillium roqueforti
Lineage: Eukaryota; Fungi; Ascomycota; Eurotiomycetes; Eurotiales; Aspergillaceae
Product: TBC domain-containing protein
Exons: 3
Coding region: 1-1239 (412 amino acids)
Biological process (GO): positive regulation of GTPase activity; endoplasmic reticulum to Golgi vesicle-mediated transport
Cellular component (GO): endoplasmic reticulum membrane
Molecular function (GO): GTPase activator activity
Source: RefSeq, a predicted model, not a curated record
AUGGAAGAUACCGGAAAAGAACCGGGUCAUCCCAGCUCUGAGGACACAUCUGCAUCAGAAGAACCCUCAAACAAUUUCGAAUUGGAUACAACAGCAAAACAGAUGGCUCGAGCGGAAAAGGCAAAAGCCAUCCGCAAAGCAUGUGCGGCGCGCGAUGUGGAAGCCUUGGCUGUGCACGCAACUUCAGAAGGCGGGUUACUUGAAGAUGACUUGAGACAGAUAGCCUGGCCUAUUUUGUUACGUUGCGACGACCAAAUACGACAGUUUGAUACGGCCCCAAGUACUGAACUUUUACGACAUGCCGAUGAGGAACAAGUAGAACUCGACGUCAACCGAUCAUUUGUCUAUUACCCAAAAGCUCCCGAGGAGGAGAUGUUGAAAAAGAAAGAGCAGCUAUCAAAACUGAUCACCCAGGUGCUUAGGGAAUACCCUAUGCUUUGUUAUUUCCAAGGAUAUCAUGACAUAGUCCAAGUUCUUCUUUUGGUACUAGGCGAGAAGCAGGCCGUGCCAGCAGUAGCACAGAUAUCCCUUUUCCGCAUACGUGACUACAUGCUACCAUCGCUGUCUCCAGCCGUGAAACAUCUUCAUCUCAUUCCUGCAAUAAUCGAAACAACGGACCCUGAGCUAAGACGACACCUUGACAAUAUUGAACCAUUCUUCGCUCUCGCAGCUACACUGACACUAUACGCCCAUGAUAUUCAAGAGUACAGCAAUAUCUCACGAGUUUUCGACUUUGUUUUAUCUCGUGAACCUGUGGUUGCAAUUUACCUCUUCGCAGCAAUGAUCCUGUCUAGGAAAAAAGAGUUGCUGGCAAUACCAGUGUAUGAACCCGAGAUGCUUCAUUUUACGCUUUCUAAGCUGCCAUGCCCACUUGAUCUUGAUGGACACAUUCUGCAUGCGGCUCGGCUCUUUGAUGACCACCCGCCGAAAUCCUUGCCGUUUGGAGCCUGGAAACAUAUUCCCUGGUGUAGCGUGCUCAAGACUUCACGAGACCCACAUCGCAAGUGCACCCCAGAAGACGCGAUGUACUUUUUUGAAAAGCAAUCCCAACAGAUUCGGGCCGAAGAACGCAGGAAACGAGCUAUGGAUUUCUUAUGGAGCCACCGUCGCUCCGUGGGUUCUGUGUUACUGGCUAUAUUGGUUGGAACUGCAUCUUUCUAUAUCCGCAAAAAGGGACUCGACACCUCGAUUUGGUCUUAUGUUGGCCGAAUUCAAAGGGCAAUCCGGAACUGGGUUUAA